AGACUUCCAAACUAAGCAAACGCAAAAAAUCCAGCCUUGCAAGUUGGCUUUUUUUUGUCGGACCGACCCUCCCAACCCAAUCCAUCCAUGCAAAUCCUCUUUUGGCAAAUCUUCCUUCUAUAAAACCAGAAGCAGAUAACCCCCAAUGUACUUGCAUAUACGGUUCUCUCCCCUAAAGUGAAAACCACACCCAACAUGUCCGUACUCCCAAAUGGCGAUCAUGAUCGCCAAAGCUUCCAUAGAUUUUUCGAGCACUGGAUUGUGGAGCAAAAUAAAUACCUCCAGGACCUCACAUCUGCCUCCAAACAGCACAAACGAGCAAAAACUAACACCACCAUCGCAGCUGAAUCAACCCAAACUGAGGAGACUCGGGUCCCAGACAAGCCUCACUUACGCCCCCUCAUUAACAGAGUCAUUCUGAAUUACGAGAAAUACUAUCAGGCCAAGUCAAGGUGCGCCAAGCAAGAUGCGGUAGUCAUGCUGACACCCCCAUGGACAAGCGCUCUCGAGAACGCAUUCAUGUGGAUAGGAGGGUGGCGACCCAGUAUGGCUUUUCAGUUGCUCUACUCCAAGUCCGGGCUGCAACUCGAGGACCAAAUAUUUAGUUUCAUUCAAGGGUUGAGUAUAGGCGAUUUGGGCGAUCUCUCACCGAGGCAACUCGUCCAGAUUGACGAGCUGCAGGAGAGGACCAUUAGGGAGGAGAGAAAGAUCACGGAGAAAAUGGUGAAGCAUCAGGAAACGGUAGCGGACCGGUCGAUGGUGCAGUUGUCGCACUUGGUGACGGAGUUGAUGGGGAACGAGGAGGAGGAAGGAAGGAGUACUACUGAUGGGGGUGGACUUGAGGAGAGAGUUGGGUCCGUUCUGGAGUUGAAGGCGGUGGGCUUGGAGAAUAUCUUGCUGAAGGCUGAUGAUCUACGUCUGAGAACUCUCAAAGCCAUUCUUGAUAUUCUCACUCCAAUCCAGGCUGUCCAUUUCUUGAUUGCUGCCUCAGAGUUACACCUGAGGUUUCAUGAGUGGGGCAAGAAGGAGGAUGCAAGUCAACAUGUUACUGGUGGGGGGAACUGAUCGCUUGGAAUUUUCUAGCAGUUGAGUGAACGUUUUCUUGGGACCAACACAUGAUUCCCCGACCAAAUUUAAGAUUUUGUUAUCCAUGACCAAAAAAAGAAAAAAAAGAAAAGAAAAACACCUCUUCACCUAGUGAUGGAACUGGGGAAAGGUUUUAGGUAGUUGCUGCAUGCUUUUCCCACUAUCAGCAGUUUCGGUUCUAAUCUGAGAGAAUAAAAUGAUAUAUUUGUGGUA
Messenger RNA from Juglans regia (Persian walnut), 1299 nucleotides. RefSeq names its product protein DOG1-like 3. Lineage: Eukaryota; Viridiplantae; Streptophyta; Magnoliopsida; Fagales; Juglandaceae. The record is from RefSeq and is a predicted model, not a curated record. Gene Ontology annotation, molecular function: sequence-specific DNA binding. Gene Ontology annotation, biological process: DNA-templated transcription. The transcript has a single exon. Bases 196 to 1065 code for a protein of 289 amino acids.